AUGGUGGAGUGGAGCAUGGUAGAGUGGAGCAUGGUGGAGGGGGAGGCGUAUGGUAAAGUGGAGUGUGGUGCAUUGUAUGUGAGUAUGGUGGUAGUGUGGAGCAUGGUGGAGUGGAGCAUGGUAGUGUGGGGCAUGGUGGAGUGGAGCAUGGUGGUGUGGAGCAUGGAGUGUGGGCGUGUUGAACGGGCAUGUGUGGAGCGUUGUGGAGUUGAGCAUGGUGGUGUGGCGCAUGGUAGUGUGGAGCAUGGUGGAGUAGGGCAUGGUAGUGUGGAGUAUGGUAGUGUGGAGCAUGGUGGAGCAGGGCAUCACAGUGUUGAGCAUGGUGGAGUGGGGCAUGGUCCUGUGGAGCAUGGUGGAGCAGGGCAUGGUAGUGUGGAGCAUGGUGUAGUAGGGCAUUGUAGUGUGGACCAUGGUAGUAUGGAGCAUGGUGGAGCGGAGCAUGCUGGAGUAGAGUGUGGUUGA
Haliotis rubra (blacklip abalone) is the source of this 462-nucleotide messenger RNA. Its product is annotated as abscisic acid and environmental stress-inducible protein-like. The transcript has 2 exons. Bases 1 to 462 code for a protein of 153 amino acids. The record is from RefSeq and is a predicted model, not a curated record. NCBI's taxonomy places the organism in Eukaryota, Metazoa, Mollusca, Gastropoda, Lepetellida, Haliotidae.